CAUCACAUACUGUUUCCUCCCUGAAGUCAAUGGAUGAGCUUCAGCUGUGCACAACAACUGAAGGAGUGAGGGAGAGCAUAUUUUCAUUAACUGCAGCAAGAACUUAGAUAUUGACUAGUUUAUUUUGAAAACUCUAUAUCCACACAUUUUUCUCAUUUGUAUGUAUUCAUCAGAAAGUAUUGCUUAUGGGUACCUUCAUGUGUUUGUAAAAUAUUCUUAUUCUCAGACUUUUAAUUAAAAGAUUUUAGAUGUGUAUGAAAAUGUGUUUUUUUUGCAAAACGCUAUAUAUCCAUUGUUUUGCUGAAAUGGAAUGUUUGUAUCCUGUAUAUUUGACUGUGAUAUGUGGUUGUCUCACCUAGAUUAUCAGGAAUCAAGGUAAGACCCAAGUGCAGGGGCAAGCAAACAACAGGUCAAGGCAGGCAGGGGUUGAUAAUCCAGAGUAGAGGUCAAGGUACAGGACGACAGGCAAGCUCAGCGUCAGGUCAGGCAGAGUGUACCGAGAACUUUCAAUCCCAAUGAUAAUAACUAACAAUCAAUAGCUUUGAUCAAUCCCCGAGGUUUGUAAAACCAUGGGUAUAAUAAUAAUUAGGCAAAGACUCAGUUUAUGCAAAAGGUUAGUACAGUUUAUUCAGAGAACGUUCUAAAAUCAAAAAGGCAAACACAGUCUUUAUAACACACACAAACAAGUUCAAAUCUUAAACUACGCCUUGCUCAGACAGUCUGUUUUUCCACUACAUAGAUACAUUGUUUCUUUAAUCUGCAACAUGUUUCACAAUUUUCUGCAAGCCUAACAGUUUCUCCCCUCCAUGGGUUGAGACAGCAUGUCCUGUAAGGAACGCAGUAGUACAACUCAUCUGUCGAUAGCUCCUCUUAUCAUUUGUUUCCCACUUGCACCCUGCUUACAUACUAAAAAGGAUCGAAAUGUCCUUGUUCUAAUUCUGACUAAAACUACACACAUCAUCAGAUUAUAGUUUUAUGAUUCUAAUACAUUUCAUACAAUUAUAUGUUUUCAGAGUGGAAUUAUUUAAUCAUUAUCUAUAAACAUAGACAUUAUUUUAUCACAGAGGUCGGUAAUCCAGAGGUGGAGCAAAGGUACAGGACGGCAGGCAGAAUCAGAGUCAGGUCAGGCAGAGGUCGGUAAUCCAGAGGUGGAGCAAAGGUACAGGACGGCAGGCAGGCUCAGAGUCAGGGACAGGCCGAGUGGUCAGGUGGGCAGGGGUCAAAAACCAGGAGGGUGAAAAAAAGAGACUGGGGAAAAACAGGAGCUGAGACAAAACGCUGGUAGGCUUGAACAAACAAGACCAGACAAACUACCCAGGGGAUAAGUGGGGAAGAUGGGCGACACCUGGAGGAGGUGGAGACGAGCACAAGCACAAGGACAGAUGAAACAGAUCAGGGCGUGACAUAGAUGAAUGCACUUACUUUAUGUCGCUCUGAAUAAGAAUCUGAACAAGCUGAUGACUAACCUCUGCUGCACUCACUUUGUCCUUAGCCUUAUCCCCAACGAGACCAAGACUCCAGUGAUCAUGGAUGCCUUCUUGAAGCUGCACCAGCUUCGCUGGAACGGUUUCCUGGGGGGUGUCAGGAUCUGCAGGAAGGGAUUUCCAAACCACAUAAUCUAUGCAGAGUUCAAACAGUGCUAUCACAUCAUGAAUCCACAUGCCAUCGCUGAUUAUGCGUUUGUGGACAGCAGGAAAGCAACAGAGAAACUGCUCGGGUCCCUCGAGGUCGACCACAACCAGUACAAGUUUGGACAUACUAAGGUGUUAUUUAACACAUUUAAGGAAGGUCUGCUGGGGCAGUUGGAGGAGAUGAGGGAUGAGCGUCUGGCCAAGGUCCUCACGCUGCUCCAGACUGUCAGCGGAGGAUAGAGCUCCAGAAUGUGAUGGCGAGAAGGUAACAGAUCAUGGCUUAAUUUGCUCUAGUAAAGUACCUAAAUGAAGUCCGUUGUCCUACAGUAUUGGGGAGGUACUAUAUUAUCUCUUUGGAGUGCAGGAGUGUUGUCACAUCAUAAUGGAACAAUUCCGGAACACUUCAUAGGAAUAUAAAGACAUCAGUGAAAACAAACCAACUUCUCCACCAGCUGCUUCCUCCAGCAGGUUCAAUAGUAAUGUGAUCACGUGCACCUUUCAGUUUGUGAUAUAUUACACCUUUGUGCACACUCUCAUGGUCUUGUAUGUGUGGUAUGCAAGGGCAAUGUUAGCAGUGUGUGUGAGGCGUGUGCUUGUUCAUGUAUGGUUGCCGUGCAAGUGUGUGGCCCCAUGUUAAUAUUGACCUCAUUCCCCCCUCGCUCACACAAAUUCUUCCCCACUCGUCCCCACCCCUCUCCCCUCUCUGCUCUUCCUAAAUUAAACAAUGCUGAUGGUGUCCUUAGAGCCAGGUGGCGACAUGUGUCAAGUAGCAGCUGCUCGGGCCCACACUAAAAGUACCCCCACCUGCCCCGUGGCCUCUAGCCUAUUUUGUUCCAGGCGCCUGCAGUUCUAAGUGAGCACAUAGAUGGGAUAUGUGGUGGGUGACAGAGGAUUAUAGCCUGUCGUCUAACAGAGGGCUUUAGUUUCUAAAUAAACACAGAGACGCUCACGUUUGAGAGGCAAUGAGCACAGAGUCACGUUUGAAAUGCAAUCAUACUCAUAGCACAGCGACCACCCAUUCACCCUGCUACCCCAGACACCCUGCCUGGCCAUGGCCCUGCACUCACUCACGCACACAUUCACAACUCUGACAGGAAGUGCCUGACCAUGUUGCAAAAGGUCAUUUUUGUCUGUCAUGGACCUGCAGAAUGACAAGCAGCAACUUCAAUAGAAGCUGACCAAGUGAGAACAAUCUACUUGAUUGAAGACUGAUCAGUUCUCUGGUCAAUGAUCAAUUAAAAAAUAUUAAUGUAAUCUACUCUUCUUUCGAAUCAGGAAAGACUUUGAAAUUAACCAGAUCACCACCAAGAUUGCAGAUGAACAAGCCUUGACCAUUCAGCUCCAGAAAAAGAUCAAGGAAUAACAGGUUCGUAUCGAGGAGCUGUAGUCUGACCGGACGUCCUUUGCCAAGAUGGAGAAGCAGCUGGGUGAUGCCAAGAUGGAGGCGAACGAUCUGGCAUCCAACGUGGAACAGCUCUCCAAGAGCAAGGCUGAUGCUGAGAAGAUGUGUCGUCUGUAUGAGAACCAGAUAAGCGAGGCCAAGGACAAGGUGGAUGAGCACCAGAAGUAGAACAAUGACACCAACUCCCAGAGAGCCCGCACUCAGGCCGACUGUGCCGAGUUUGGCAGAAAGCUGGAGGAGCGGGAAGCCGUGGUCACUCAGCUGCAGCGCACCAAGCAUUCCUUCAGUCCAACAUUCCAUGUCAGCAGCCCUAUUCUGUAGUGGAGUGCUUAUUCAGAAUUGGGAAUGACAUGGAAAUGAAUGGGAUUGGGAAUAAUAGUAUUCCUGGUUCCAGCAUCAGUCUGGUAGCAAAAUGAAUGUGUAUAACCAUCUCAAUAUACAUACACCACCUAGUUGUUGUGCUUAAAAGUACGACUGACCUUACCUCCUUCCACCAUCUUGGCGCUAUCUCCACUAUCAUUGUCUUCAGACAUAGAGCGCCCUGGGCCAUGCUUUCCAGUCCUCCUGCCAUGACUGUGACCUGCUGAGGGAACAGUAUGACGAGGAGCAGGAGGCCAAGGCUGACCUGCAGCGAACCCUGUCCAAGGCCAACGCUGAGGUGGCUCAGUGGCCGUUACAGUCAAUACUACUCACCAAUGUGCUAUCAUUGGACAAUAAACUAGACGAGGUACCAUCACGAAUAUCCUACCAACAGGACAUCAAAAACUGAAAUAUCCUAUGUUUCAUGGAAUCGUGGAUGGAUGACGACAUGGAUAUUUAGCUAGUGGGAUAUAUGCUGCACCAGCAAGAUAGAACAGCACACUCCAAUGUUUACAACAUUGGUUGUAAACUAUGAAACACGCCCUUCUUUUACCACUAUAUAAACCCGUUGACGAAAAUUCAACUUUCUGUUCCAAGGACAUGAGGACUUGCAGUCCCCACGUUGAAAGGACAAAUAUCACCUACAGAACUAAGCCAACCUCAGGGUGAGCUCUGGUUGAACAACAAGAACCUAACAAAAUUAGCAUCGAAUUUCAACGUGAAGAUGCCGAUCAACACGCCGAAAGGAUGAAUUUUCGACUAUACCAGCCAGAACAUAGCAUGGGCUUGAAGUAUGGCAACUUGGUAUGAACUUUGAACUCUUAUUCACUAAAGAAGUGAUACUUCCUAGCCGUUGCAUUAGCAACAGCAGCUGUAAACGUGGGCUAGGAGAGGACGGACAGAGUAUCCAUUCUACUACGUUCCAGUUCACAACUAGACAUUCUUUAGAGGACAAGAGAUCCAUGCUGGACAACCCGGCCUUUUAUCUAUGACCAAUCUACCGAAGCGCAGCUCAGAGUAAAUAUUUAUUGCAUUUUCCUUUUUCAAAUGGGCGGUUAAUUUAGAAUGCAUAAGAUACUGUAUUUACGAUAGCAUAGCCUCCUACGGCCCGAUAGAGAUACGAAAUCGUUUUGUCCCUCAGUCUUCCCGCUCUUUCAUUCAAAACCCAACCCCCUUUCUUUGUGUAACCAGCCGUCAUAUCUGUUCCGUCCGCUAGGGAUGUUUUCCUUUAUGACAUAUUUUGUGAUCAAUGUAUGAUCCAUUCUGUGUAGAUGUAAUUCUGUGUGAUUAUUUAGGUAUUAAGUAAAUAAAUAAUUCAACCAAAUUUUGAAUUGCUGAUUCAACUUGUUAGCCAGGGUCCGUGAAGAUAACCGAGAAUUUAAAACUUUCAGAUGAAACUGAAUAAGGUGAGGAUUAAAUAUUGACUGUUAAUAAGGUAAAAGAUGACCAGGUCUUUAAGAGUUUAUUCAGAAGAUAACAGCUCCAUAAACAUUCUUGCGUGGUGCCCCGACUUUCUUGUUAAUUACAUUUACACGAUUAGCUUAAUCAGGUAAUAUUAAUUACAGAGAAAUUAUUUGAUAGAAUAGCAUGUCAUAUCUCUUAAUCCGGCAUAGCCAAAGACACGACAAGAGCACAGCUGUUCCGGACGACUGUGUGAUCACUCUCUCCGUAGCCAACGUGAGUAAGACCUUUAAAACAGGUCAACAUACACAAGGCUGCGGAGCCAGACGGAUUACCAAGACGUGUGCUCCGCGCAUGUGCUGACCAACUGGCAGGUGUCUUCACUGACAUUUUCAACAUGUCCGUAGCCAUGAAGUGCUUUGAAAGGUUGGUAAUGGCUCACAUCAACACCAUUAUCCCAGAUAACCUAGACCCAGUCCAAUUUGCAUACCGCCUAAACAGAUCCACAGAUGAUGCAAUCUCUAUUGCACUCCACACUGCCCUUUCCCACCUGGACAAAAGGAACACUUAUGUGAGAAUGCUAUUCAUUAACUCCAGCUCAGUGUUCAACACCAUAGUACACUCAAAGCUCAUCACUAAGCUAAGGAUCCUGGGACUCCCUCUGCAACUGGGACCUCCCUCUGCAACUGGAUCCUGGACUUCCUGACGGGCCGCCCCCAGGUGGUGAGGGUAGGUAGCAACACAUCUGCCACGCUGAUCCUCAACACUGGAGCUCCCCAGGGGUGCGUGUUCAGUCCCUCCUGUACUCCCUGUUCACCCACAACUGCAUGGCCAGGCACGACUCCAACACCAUCAUUAUGUUUGCAGACGACAAAACAGUGGAAGGCCUGAUCACCGACAACGACAAGACAGCCUAUAGGGAGGAGGUCAGAGACCUGGCCGGGUGGUGCCAGAAUAACAACCUAUCUCUCAACGUAACCAAGACUAAGGAGUUGAUUGUGGACUACAGGAAAAGGAGGACCAAGCACGCCCCCAUUCUCAUCGACGGGGCUGUAGUGGAGCAGGUUGAGAGCUUCUAGUUCCUUGGUGUCCACAUCAACAACAAACUAGAAUGGUCCAAACACACCAAGACAGUUGUGAAGAGGGCACGACAAAGCCUAUUCGCCCUUAGGAGACUGAAAAGAUUUAGCAUGGGUCCCCAGAUCCUCAAAAAGUUCUACAGCUGCACCAUUGAGAGCAUCCUGACCGAUUGCAUCACUGCCUGGUAUUGCAACUACUCUGCAUCUUAAAUUAAGGCGCUACAGAGGGUAGUGCGUACGGCCCAAUACAUCACUGGGGACAAGUUUCCUGCCAUCCAGGACCUAUAUAAUAGGCUGUGCCAGAGGAAAGCCUAUAAAAUUGUCAAAGACUCCAGUCACCCAAGUCAUAGACUGUUUUCUCUGCUACCUGCACAGCAAGUGGUACUGGAGUGCCAAGUCUAGGACAAAAAGGCUCCUUAACAGCUUCUACCCCAAAGCCGUAAGACUGCUGAACAAUUAAUCAAAUGGCCACCGGACUAUUACAUUGACCCCCCCCCCCUCCAUUUGUUUUAUACACUGCUGCUACUCGCUGUUUAUUAUCUAUGCAUAGUCACUUCACCCCUACCUACAUGUACAAAUGACCUCAACUAACCUGUACCCCCUGCACACUGACUCGGUACUGGUAUCCCCUGUAUAUAGCCUCGUUAUUGUGUUACUUUUUAUAAUUUUUUAUUUAUUUUAGACUUUCGUUUAUUUGGUAAAUAUUUUCUUAACUCUUCUUGAACUGCACUGUUGGUUAAGGGCUUAUAAGUUAGUAUUUCAUGGUAAGGUCUACAUAUUCGGCGCGUGUGACAAAUAGAGUUUGAUUUGAUUUUGAUGGUUUUUGCUACUGUACUUGAAGAAAAUGUCAAAGUUCUUGAAAUGUUCCAUCUUGACUGACCUUCAUGUGUUAAAGUAAUGGUGGACUGUUGUUUCUCUUGCUUAUUUGAGCUGCUCUUGCCAUAAUAUGGACUUACCAAAUAGGGUCAUCUUCCGUAUUCCAAGUCUACCUUGUCACAACACAACUGAUUGGCUCAAAUGCAUUAAGAAGGAAAUGAGCUUUUAACAAGGCACACCUUGUUAACAUUGUAAAAUUGAUUGAAAUGCAUUCCAGGUGACUACCUCAUGAAGCUGGUUGAGAGAAUGUAAAGCGUUUGCAAAGCUGUCAAGCCAAAGGGUGGUUACUUUGAAGAACCUCACAAUUUGUUUAACACUUUUUUGCUUACUACAUGAUUCCAUAUGUGUUAUUUCAUAGUUGUGAUGUCUUCACUAUUAUUCUACAAUGUAGGAAAUAGUAACAAUAAAGAAAAACCUUGAAUGAAUAGGUGUGUCCA
Molecule: messenger RNA, 7186 nt
Organism: Oncorhynchus nerka (sockeye salmon)
Lineage: Eukaryota; Metazoa; Chordata; Actinopteri; Salmoniformes; Salmonidae
Product: myosin-7-like
Exons: 7
Coding region: 1413-1871 (152 amino acids)
Biological process (GO): actin filament organization; vesicle transport along actin filament
Cellular component (GO): actin cytoskeleton; vesicle; myosin complex
Molecular function (GO): ATP binding; microfilament motor activity; actin filament binding
Source: RefSeq, a predicted model, not a curated record